AUGGCUCAGAAAAGAAACCAGUCAAGUAUAGGUUCAUCAGAAGAUGAUGAUAAAAGAGAAUUUGCUGUCAGCCGCAAGAUCAUGCUUGCAGCAAUCGCCACAUUGCUUGGAGUUGUGACAAUCAUAGUCUUACUCCAUCUCUGUUCAAGGUAUCAUCUAAGACGCAAAGAAAGGAGACAGCGUGCUGCCCUUCAUCGCCAGAGAACUCAAAUUACAGCGAUUAAUGAAAGUUCCAUUAACGAGGCACUAAAGUCAGGGCUCGACCCUUUGAUCAUAGCGUCAUUGCCGAUGUUCACAUACAAGAUAACCCCCGGCCAGGUUGAUGACCAUGACGAGCCGACGGAGUGCUCGGUUUGUUUGGGAACCAUUACGGAAGAGUUCACAGACAGGGUCUUACUAAACUGUAAGCACAUGUUUCAUGUGGAGUGUAUAGAUACGUGGCUGGGAUCACAUACAACUUGCCCCAUAUAUAGCAGCCUGGUUGAACCCAGGGUCCAGGCGUCAGAGGACAAAUUAAAGAGUUGUGCAUCAGGGUUCAACCCACGGCUCCUCCUUUAAAUGAAAACGCGUCCAUUAGUGUUGCCCAAGCGGAAAAGGAAAUUAAGUGGACCAUCAGGAUCCUUUACAAGGAUUCAAAGUUGUGGGGAUGAAGUAUUUGACACUCGAGAUCUAGAGAGGCAGCGAUGGACUAAUAAUUUCACAAUUUAAAAGUAUUUAUGAAAUACUUUUUCUUUGAUUCUUUUUUCCCUACAUAAAUGAAGUACCUAAUU
Molecule: messenger RNA, 770 nt
Organism: Gossypium arboreum
Lineage: Eukaryota; Viridiplantae; Streptophyta; Magnoliopsida; Malvales; Malvaceae
Product: RING-H2 finger protein ATL2
Exons: 2
Coding region: 1-558 (185 amino acids)
Biological process (GO): protein ubiquitination
Source: RefSeq, a predicted model, not a curated record